Messenger RNA from Penicillium diatomitis, 792 nucleotides. Its product is annotated as 40S ribosomal eS7 domain-containing protein. NCBI's taxonomy places the organism in Eukaryota, Fungi, Ascomycota, Eurotiomycetes, Eurotiales, Aspergillaceae. Gene Ontology annotation, molecular function: structural constituent of ribosome. Gene Ontology annotation, cellular component: cytosolic small ribosomal subunit; ribosome; 90S preribosome. The record is from RefSeq and is a predicted model, not a curated record. Gene Ontology annotation, biological process: rRNA processing; ribosomal small subunit biogenesis; translation. The transcript is spliced from 4 exons. Bases 1 to 792 code for a protein of 263 amino acids.
AUGGGGCCCGCAGAUCACGGGACUAUUGAGGGCCCCGAGGAAGAAGCCCAAAUCCAGUCCACCACGCUAAGCCGGAUUGGCGAAGUCCGCGAUCCCACAGCAAAUUCACCAUCAACUUCAGACUGUGAGAAUCAAUCCCCUCCGCCGACCUCAACCCAGCACCUUCGCAGCACUCCGUCGCUCGCAAUCAUGGCUGCCAUCAACAAGAUUGCCCCCAACUCGCCCUCCCGGCAGAGCCCCUCCGAGCUGGAGACCGCGAUUGCCGGUGCUCUGUUCGACCUCGAGAGCAACACUCAGGACCUGAAGGCUUCCCUUCGUCCCCUGCAGUUCGUCUCUGCCCGUGAGGUCGAGGUCGGCCACGGCAAGAAGGCCAUCGUUGUCUUCGUCCCCGUUCCUCUCCUCCAGAACUUCCACAAGAUCCAGCAGCGUCUGACCCGCGAGCUCGAGAAGAAGUUCUCUGACCGCCACGUUCUCUUCGUUGCUCAGCGCCGCAUCCUCGCCCGCCCCAAGCGCUCCGUCAACUCCCGCACCAACCAGACCCAGAAGCGUCCCCGCUCCCGCACUCUGACCGCUGUCCACGAGAACAUCCUCGCCGAUCUUGUCUACCCCGUCGAGAUCGUCGGCAAGCGUGUCCGCACCAAGGAGGACGGCUCCAAGACCCUCAAGGUCGUUCUGGAUGAGAAGGAGAAGGGUGGUGUUGACCACCGCCUUGACGCCUACGGUGAGGUCUACCGUCGUUUGACCGGCCGCACCGUUGUCUUCGAGUUCCCCCAGAGCGGCGCUGAGUACUAA